Messenger RNA from Zonotrichia leucophrys gambelii, 2441 nucleotides. It is a transcript of the gene MAN1B1, whose product is annotated as mannosidase alpha class 1B member 1. The transcript has 13 exons. NCBI's taxonomy places the organism in Eukaryota, Metazoa, Chordata, Aves, Passeriformes, Passerellidae. Gene Ontology annotation, biological process: carbohydrate metabolic process; mannose trimming involved in glycoprotein ERAD pathway. The coding region runs from base 78 to 2096 and encodes 672 amino acids. The record is from RefSeq and is a predicted model, not a curated record. Gene Ontology annotation, molecular function: mannosyl-oligosaccharide 1,2-alpha-mannosidase activity; calcium ion binding. Gene Ontology annotation, cellular component: endoplasmic reticulum; membrane.
GGCACCGGAAGCGGUUGCCGGAAGCGGCCGCUCCGUCCCGUGGGGCCAUGGCGGCAGGCGGCCCCUGAGGCGCCGCCAUGUAUUCGGGUGCCGCCGCCGCGGGAUCGCCGCGCCGGGACUUCAUCUCCGUCACUCUCGGCCCAGAGGAGGUGGCCGGGGUCGGUGGCUAUAACAACAGCAAGGCUUGGCGGCGGCGCUCCUGCUGGCGGAAAUGGAAGCAGCUGUCCCGACUCCAGCGGAGUGUCAUUCUCUUCCUGUUUGCGUUCUUGGCAGUGUGUGGAGUAAUUUCGUACACAAGCAUGGGGGAAACAUGGAAAAGUAUAACAAACAAAUCAUUGGAUGAUCAGAGAACAGAACAAGAAAUUCCUAGAUUGAAGCUGGCAAAUCCAGCUGUUCUACCAGCACCCCAGAAAGCAGAUGCCAACCAUGGAGACUACCCUGAGCUUUCACUGCAGAAGCCACCAAAACCACCUCAUGUUCGUCGUGGUCCUUCCAAUCUUCAGAUAAAGGCGCCAUGGAGAGACACAAGACUGAAGACCCAACAUGAUACCAUGAGGGCUGUAGAAGAGCUGGUCGAAAAGGAUAAAGUAGAGAAAACGGAGAAAUCCAUUAUCAGCUGGAGAGGAGCAGUGAUAGAACCUGACCAAAGCACAGAACCUCCAUCCAGUAAAAUAAUGGACGUAGAAAAACCUUCACCUGUGGAACCUGAAGACCAGAAAGAACCAAUGCCCAUCAAUGAGCGCCAGCUGGCUGUGAUUGAAGCCUUCCGCCAUGCCUGGAAAGGGUACAAGGAUUUUGCCUGGGGCCACGAUGAGCUGAAGCCUUUGUCCAAGUCCUACAGCGAGUGGUUUGGACUUGGGCUUACCUUAAUUGAUGCCUUGGAUACCAUGUGGAUUUUAGGCUUAAAAGAAGAGUUUGAAGAAGCAAGAAAAUGGGUAGCAAAUGAUUUAGUCUUUGAUAAAAAUGUGGAUGUGAACCUGUUUGAGAGCACUAUCCGUAUCCUGGGUGGCUUGCUGAGCACCUACCACCUCUCUGGAGAUAGCCUUUUCCUGGAAAAAGCUAAAGACAUUGGAAACAGGCUUAUGCCAGCAUUCAAGACGCCGUCCAAGAUACCUUAUUCUGAUGUCAACAUUGGUCGGGGCACUGCACAUCCCCCUCGCUGGACGUCUGACAGCACUGUGGCGGAGGUGACCAGCAUUCAGUUGGAGUUCAGGGAGCUCUCUCGUCUGACUGGAAAUGAGAAAUUCCGGAAAGCUGUAGAUGAGGUGAUGAAGCAUGUUCACAUCCUCUCAGGGAAAAACGAUGGCCUGGUGCCUAUGUUCAUCAACACCAACAGUGGACAGUUCACCCACCUGGGGGUCUACACUCUGGGAGCCAGAGCUGACAGUUACUAUGAGUAUCUACUGAAGCAGUGGAUUCAGGGUGGAAAGAAAGAAAAUGAGCUGUUGGAAGACUAUAUGAGAGCCAUAGAAGGAGUGAAAAAGCAUCUUCUUCAGAGAUCAGAGCCCAAGAAGCUUACUUUUGUAGGAGAGCUUGCUCAUGGCCAUUUCAGUGCCAAGAUGGAUCACUUGGUUUGCUUCUUGCCGGGUACUUUAGCACUGGGAGCUCACAAUGGACUGGCUGCUGAUCAUAUGAAAUUGGCUGAAACUCUUAUAGAAACCUGCUACCAGAUGUAUGCUCAAGUAGAGACAGGCCUGAGCCCAGAGAUUGUACACUUCAACCUCCAUGCACAGAAGGGCCACAAGGAUGUAGAAAUCAAGCCUGCAGACAGACACAAUUUAUUGCGACCAGAAACUGUGGAAAGCCUUUUUUAUAUGUACAGAUUCACUGGUGAUAAGAAAUAUCAAGACUGGGGCUGGGAAAUCUUGCAGAAUUUCAACAGAUACACCAGGGUUCCUACGGGUGGUUAUACUUCUAUUAACAAUGUUCAGAAUCCCAGUAAUCCAGAACCACGGGAUAAAAUGGAGAGCUUCUUCCUUGGCGAAACACUCAAAUACAUGUUUCUGCUAUUCUCAGAUGACAUAGACUUAAUCAACCUUGACAAAUAUGUCUUUAACACAGAGGCUCAUCCACUCCCUAUCUGGGUACCAGCAUAGACUCUACAUCAGUGGAUCUUCCAGUGGUGGCAUUAUCUUCAAGUCACUUUACUUUUCAGGGUUUGAGGAGAGAUGCUAUAAUGCACCUUUUUUGACUUCAAACAACAGACAGAAGCUUGGGAAAAGCAUUUCUGGUUUGAAGAAAUCACAUCAGUCUUAAAUCUGAUCUCUGGUUCUGGGAUAGGCAAAGCUGUGCCAUAUGAAGCUGAUUUCCCUGGUGCUGAGGUUCAGAAGGUAAUUGUAGCGUGGACCAUGACAUUCUUUGGGCUCUGAUGGCCCACUUAACUGAUGACUCAUUUAUGUCAGUGUUACUAAAUGCUCAUUAAAUGCUGAGAAUGCAGCGAA